Drosophila sechellia is the source of this 1728-nucleotide messenger RNA. It is a transcript of the gene Cyp310a1, whose product is annotated as Cytochrome P450 310a1. The coding region runs from base 136 to 1614 and encodes 492 amino acids. The transcript has 6 exons. The record is from RefSeq and is a predicted model, not a curated record. Gene Ontology annotation, molecular function: monooxygenase activity; oxidoreductase activity, acting on paired donors, with incorporation or reduction of molecular oxygen; heme binding. NCBI's taxonomy places the organism in Eukaryota, Metazoa, Arthropoda, Insecta, Diptera, Drosophilidae.
UCCGCACAGGGGCUGCCAACUCGCAGUAAUUAUCUGCAUCGGGGCAGACGUCCUCAGAGAAUCGGCUUUAGUUUUCCAGACCUCAGGCACCACCAGUCUGUCAGGGCACCUCGAAGUCGCAACAUCAUCAACAUAAUGUGGCUGCUGUUGCCUAUUCUGCUAUAUUCGGCGGUAUUCCUCUCGGUUCGCCACAUUUACAGCCACUGGCGACGCAGGGGAUUCCCCUCGGAAAAGGCCGGCAUUACGUGGAGUUUCCUGCAGAAGGCCUACAGACGGGAGUUCCGACACGUGGAGGCCAUCUGUGAGGCCUACCAGUCGGGGAAGGAUCGGCUUCUGGGCAUCUACUGCUUUUUCAGGCCUGUUCUUCUGGUGCGAAAUGUGGAGCUGGCCCAGACGAUUCUGCAGCAAUCGAAUGGACACUUCAACGAACUGAAGUGGGACUAUGUCGCGGGUUAUAGCAGGUUCAAUUUGCUGGAGAAACUGGCGCCCAUUUUUGGAACCAAACGAUUGUCCGAGAUGUUCGGGCAGGUCCAGAAAGUAGGUGAUCAUUUAAUUCGCCAUCUGCUGGACAGGCAAGUUCAAGGAUGUCCACUGGAAGUGGAUCUCCAGCAAAAACUAAGAGUUUAUUCCGUCAACAUAAUUGCCAAUCUGAUUUACGGCCUGGACAUUAAUAACUUUGAGCACGAGGACCACAUCUUGACCAGCUACCUGAGCCACGGUCAGGCUUCGAUACAAUCCUUCACUUUGGGUCGCCUGUCGCAGAAAUCUUCAUAUACCUACCGCUUAAGAGAUCUCAUUAAACAAAGCGUCGAGCUACGUGAAGAUCAAGGGUUGAUACGCAAAGAUAUUCUACAACUACUAGUCAGAUUUAGAAACGGCAAUGAAGUUAGUGGCGAUAAAUGGCAACUGGAACCGGUUAAUGAAGCAGACAAACUGUUGUCCAUCAAACGCUUGGCUAAAGUUGCCGAGGAUCUCUUGAAAGUAUCUCUAGAUGCCGUGGCUUCAACUGUAACCUUCACCCUCUUGGAAAUCCUGCAGGAACCUUUAAUAGUGGAAAAACUGCGAGCGGAAAUAAAGGAGCUGAGCAAUGAAAAUGGCCAGCUCAAAUUUGAAGAGCUUAAUGGUCUGAGGUAUAUGGACAUGUGUCUGAAAGAAACGCUUCGCAAAUAUCCACCUCUACCCAUUAUUGAACGUGUUUGCCGCAAAAGUUAUUCGCUACCCAAUUCAAAAUUCACAAUUGAUGAGGGAAAGACUUUGAUGGUGCCUUUACUGGCCAUGCACAGAGAUGAAAAAUACUUCAGUGAGCCUAUGAAAUAUAAGCCACUUCGGUUUCUGCAAACUGCCAAUGAUGUGGGCCAAUGUGAAGACAAGACAAAGAGCAAUAUCUUUAUAGGAUUUGGCAUUGGGGGAUCACAGUGUGUGGGACAGAACUUUGCCAAGUUGGUAAUUAAAGUGGCCCUGAUCAAAUUACUUCAAAACUUUCAUUUGGAAUUGGAUGCGAACCAGGUGAAGACCCUUGAAGUUUCCCACCGGCCAGCUCCUUUUAUACACACAAAGGAUGGGCUAAAAGUCAAAUUGAAGAGACGCGAAAUAAACACGAAAUUUUACAGCUAAACUAAGUUAAGCUAAGUUAAGUUCUUUAAUUUGAGCAUCUUUUUCAACACUUUGUCGUGUGUGCGCGACACCUGAAAUUAUGCUAUAAAUAAAAUUCAGUAUAUUAUGGCCACA